UUGUAGGUCUGGAGACGGCCCAACCUUGUCUUUAGCCCACUCGCCUUUUCUGGCCCUCGUUCCAACGGCGGAAACUAAGCAGGGGCCGCCCAGCAAAAGCCUCGGAGAAGCCUGCCCCGUGCAGCCCUUCCCCCAAAGGACCGAUCUGCAGCCGCUUGGUGGCUGGAGGGCAGGGGACCCCGUUCUGCAGAAAUACAUCUUCUGGGGCAGUGUCUGCUCACCAGAACCUAGCCUCUGAGCAGAUUAGCAUCAACUCUUUAUCAAAUACACAGCCCGGAUCGUUGGCAGUUGGGCCUUCCCGUUACUGUGUCAACCUUUCCGGUGCAGCCUCGCCACCAGUAGGUUUUUAAGGGAAAGUACCAUUUUUAACUGUAAAGCUGGGCAAAACGAACAUAGGAGACUUUUGAUUUCCCAGGUGAAAAUGUUUACUUAAAAUUCAAAGAUACUGUCUUGAAACUUGUCUUUCCUAGUACAAAAUGGUUCGUUGCAUCAGAAGGACCCUGUCCAUGACCAUGACUUUGAGCCCUACCUUUCUGGACAGUCAAACCAGAGCAGCAGCUACCCCUCAAUGACCGACCCUUACCUGUCCAGCUACUACCCGCCGUCCAUCAGCUUUCCCUACUCCCUCAAUGAGGCCCCGUGGUCGACAGGAGGGGACCCUCCCAUCCCAUACCUCACCCCCUACGGACAGCUCAGCAACGGGGACCACCACUUCAUGCAUGAUGCCGUGUUUGGGCAGCCCGGCGGCCUGGGCAGCAGCAUCUACCAGCACAGGUUUAACUUUUUCCCCGAGAACCCUGCCUUCUCGGCAUGGGGGGCCAGCGGGUCCCAGGGGCAGCAGACGCAGAGCUCGGCCUACGGCAGCAGCUACACCUACCCGCCCAGCUCCCUGGGUGGCACGAUCGUGGACGGGCAGGCAGGCUUCCAUGGUGACACCCUCAGCAAGGCCCCUGGCAUGAACAGCCUGGAGCAGGGCAUGGUGGGCUUGAAGAUCGGCGAUGUGGCCACGUCUGCUGUCAAGACCGUGGGCUCUGUUGUGAAUAGUGCCGUGAUGACUGGUGUCCUUUCUGGCAACGGGGGAGCCAGUGUCAGCCUGCCCGUGUCAAAGCCCACCUCCUGGGCAGCCAUCGCCAGCAAGCCGGCCAAGGCCCAGCCCAAGGUGAAGGGCAAGGGUGGGCCUGUGAUGGGCGGCACAAUGCCGCCCCCACCCAUCAAGCAUAACAUGGACAUUGGUACCUGGGACAACAAGGGGCCCCUGACCAAGGCCCCAGCUCCCCAGCAGGUGCCCUCCCCCCAGGUGGCCCCGCCCCCGCAGCCCCUGGUCCAGCCUGUCCCACUGCAUCCGCCCCCUCUGGCCCCGCCUCCGUACCAGAACUCCCAGCCGCUGCCCCAGACCCGCUGGAUAGCCCCACGCAACAGGAACGCAGCCUUUGGCCAGGGGGCGGGGAUGGGCAGUGACGGAACCGGUCCCGGCAGUGCUCAGCCCAGCGCAGCCCCAGGGGCUGAGCCCCACCCGGUCCUGGAGAAGCUGAAGGCAGCCCACAGCUACAACCCGAAGGAGUUUGACUGGAACCUGAAGCAGGGCCGCGUGUUCAUCAUCAAGAGCUACUCGGAGGAUGACGUGCACCGCUCCAUCAAGUACUCCAUCUGGUGCAGCACCGAGCACGGCAACAAGAGGCUGGACGGCGCCUUCCGCUCCCUGGGCAGCAGGGGCCCGCUCUACCUGCUCUUCAGCGUCAACGGCAGUGGGCACUUCUGCGGCGUGGCUGAGAUGAAGUCCACAGUGGACUACGGCACCAGCGCCGGCGUCUGGUCGCAGGACAAGUGGAAGGGCAAGUUCGACGUCAAGUGGAUCUUGGUCAAGGAUGUGCCCAACAGCCAGCUGCGGCACAUCCGGCUGGAGAACAACGACAACAAGCCCGUCACCAACUCCCGGGACACCCAGGAGGUGCCCUUGGAGAAGGCCAAGCAAGUGCUCAAGAUCCUCGCCUCCUACAAGCACACCACCUCCAUCUUCGAUGACUUCUCCCACUACGAGAGGCGGCAGCAGCAGGAGGAGGAGGUGCGCAAGGAAACCGCCAGCUCGGCCUGUGACAGCUUGCCCCAAGGUGGCUCUUUGGUGCUAGUCCAGUACUGUCCAUCUGCUCUAUCGGACCCCAGCAUGAAGGAGCGGCAGAGUCGGAGCAAGCAAUGAGAGUCGGGGUCCCGCCGCCCUGACAAACGACGGCUGCACACCGUUGGCCUGGUGCUUCUCCCGGCGCCAGCUCCACCGCGGGUCCUGCUCGGCGCGGGCUCGGGGCUUGGCGCCGGCCUGUUUGCUGUGUAUCGUGACCUGGCAGUGCUCACCAACCAAGGGUUUCUGUUUGUCCCCAUCAGCGUGUCCCCCGGACGGGCUGCGCGGCCUAACAGCCCAGAGUCUUCUUCGUUUCUGGCAGACAUUAGGUUGCUCUCGCACGCCCUGGCACUUAGGAUCAGUGAGGCCCCUGACUUCUGUGUAUCACCCCCCCACCCCCCAGCCAUCUUGUCCCUUCCCACUGAGUGUGGGUGGUGGGCGCCGGAAGGGGCUGGGUGUGAGCCCUUUGUUUUGGCGGGUCGUGUUUUGUUUCCCCUUUUUCCUCACUUGAGAGCCCACCAGUAAAGGGUGGGGCACGGCUGUUGUGACGCCCACCCUGCCACCCUCUGUGCUGGCCCUCCUUGGCCUGUGGAAUGGGUACAAAGCAAAAAACAAGCCCCUUCACGGCUGACGUACGGCAGGAGCCUCAGUCUUCCUGGAAGGGCCCCCACCUGCGGCCCAGCACCCGCCACCGCUGUGCCCCCCACAGCCCCUGCCGACCGUGGCCACCACUGACUGAUGCACGCUGUACCGCGUAGACUUGUACGAGAGCGGCUGCCUUCUCCCACUUGGCUGGCUGCGGGGACGGCGUGGGCUGCGGGGCCCGUCCUCUAGGAGAAUACAAGCCUUAAUAAACAUCCUGUUUAGCA
This is a messenger RNA of Echinops telfairi (small Madagascar hedgehog), 2982 nucleotides long. It is a transcript of the gene YTHDF1, whose product is annotated as YTH N6-methyladenosine RNA binding protein 1. Gene Ontology annotation, molecular function: N6-methyladenosine-containing RNA reader activity; mRNA binding. NCBI's taxonomy places the organism in Eukaryota, Metazoa, Chordata, Mammalia, Afrosoricida, Tenrecidae. Gene Ontology annotation, biological process: mRNA destabilization. The record is from RefSeq and is a predicted model, not a curated record. The transcript is spliced from 4 exons. Bases 569 to 2194 code for a protein of 541 amino acids. Gene Ontology annotation, cellular component: cytoplasm.